ACUCUUCACCUAGUUCUUCUUUAUUUAAUCGCGUAGCCAAAUAAUGGCAGACGUUUUGUUGUGUUUGUUAUGCGGCUGAUUGUAAGAUAAAUUAUACAGUUUUUACGUGAAAGUUGUGAAAUAUUGUGAUUUGUAUAGUCCUAGCCAGAAUGGCUAAAGUGGAACAGCCGAUAUUUAUCUUGCCUAAAAAGCGCAACGGAAAGAAGCAGAAUAAUAUACCCGCUCACGUUGACCACAUAAUUACCGUGCAGGGUGCAGGAGAAAACGAAGCUCCAUCAAAGUAUUUAAAUGGACUUUCUCCAGUAUCAGAAAACAUGGCGAACGGCAUAAUUCACUCCACAAUGGAGGGACUUAAAUCUAACAUGAAGAUCAACCUGCCUAUCAUAAACGAUGUGAAUGAUGAAGACAUCAAUGAAACAAAUAUUGAUGAUUCAUAUAAGAACUUGCAGAAGAAUGGGUAUCAAGUCCUCUCCACCAAUACCAGCAGGGAGAUUAUAGACUUGUCUCCAAUCUACGAAAAUUCUUCGGAUGCCUGCUCCAGUCAUGGAGACUUGCGUGACAAUGACAAUGAUCUCCAAAAAAGCUGCAAGAUACUCAACAAUGAUCAAAAUGAGAGUUCUUCUGCAACACCAAACAGCCUGUCUCAGACACAAUCUGAAAACAGCUUCGAAAUGGGCAAUAUGACUGAUAGCCUCAAAAACAGUGCAAAAAGAAAAAAACGAGUCAACAUUGUCCCUGGCAUUCUCGAAUCGGAGAAUACUGAUACAGAAGUUACAGCUCUGAGAAUGGAAUCUGAAGGUUCAAUUUCUCCUGAAUGCUCCCUGUCUGAAUCCAGAGAUGGUUACUUAACCAUGACUGGUACAAUUAAAAGAGGCAAGAAGAAAGGACAGAAUGUUGAUGUUAAGCUGAACAUAUCCAGAGAAGAGCUGGAGAUCAUCGAAGCUGCUAUUGUAGCUGAUGAAUACAAUAAGAUGGAUAUUUCUAAAUGCUCUCUGUAUAACGGUCCUCAUAUAUUUCUAUUCAGUUUAAUCUGUAUACCAUUUGUAGCAUUAAUUUCAGCAAUUUACUCAUUUUAUAUGGGUACCAUAACUUGGUACAACAUAUUCACACAUGUAACAGAAGAUUUUAAUUGUAUUAAAAAGAUCUUAUUUGCACCGAUAGUGAUUCUAUCGUAUCCCUUUUUGAUUGUGAUUUUUACAAUCGGCCUAGGGCUGUACGCUGGCAUUGUCCAGCUUACAUUCAGUGCUGCCAACUGGUGGAAGGAUGUUUGUGAUUUUGAGAAAGGUUUUUACGGAUGGCUCUGCAAUUUGCUGGGCAUGUCCGAAUGCAGUCCAUAUGAAGUUGUUGUCCUCAUGGAUGUGAAGGCUUAAAUUUUUCGUCAAUAUACACUGCCGUAAUUUUCAUAUCUAGUAUUUAAGUAUUCCGCUAAUGGAAAGAGAGUUUAUCGAUGUGAUUUAAUGUAUUUGAAUGUAACGGGAUGGGAACAAACUUUGGAGAUGGUAUUUUAAAAAUAAGAUGUAUCUAUGUAAUGUUAAGAUCUUCCUUUGCUCAAAUUCUUCCAAUAUAACAUUCCGUGAAGCGCAAAUUUUUCUAGUCAGUGUAACUUGCAAUACUUUGAAAUUUAUAGUUGAUUAUUUAACAUUUGUAACAUUUAAUGGAUUUUAGAUUGUAAUUUUUUUACAUAUCCUAAGUUAGUGUUACGUAUCUUUAAGAUAUAUUUAUUCAUAGGAUAAGAGCUACUUGCAAAUCAUUGCUAUCUUAAAUUGCAAUAUUGCCAAAAUGCAUUUUAUAAAUGUUUAUUUAUAGCUUAAAAGAAUUUAUGGAUGUAUAUCUAGUCAUUAUGAUGUAUGAUAUAAAAACAAACAUUAUUUGCUUAGCUAAAUUUAUUGAUUUCUAAAUAUAUCAGGAAAACAACAAUAACAUGUUCAUCUAUCAAGUAUCAUCGAUGGCAAAUGGAAUCAUUUCUUGUAAUUUUGCAAUCAUUACGCAUAAUCAAUGUUGUUUAUGAAGACUGAUGUAUUCUAGUCACUAUUGUGGAUGUUUUCUACGUAAUAAACAUAUUUUACAAAA
Manduca sexta (tobacco hornworm) is the source of this 2070-nucleotide messenger RNA. RefSeq names its product transmembrane protein 169. The transcript is spliced from 2 exons. Bases 150 to 1370 code for a protein of 406 amino acids. Lineage: Eukaryota; Metazoa; Arthropoda; Insecta; Lepidoptera; Sphingidae. The record is from RefSeq and is a predicted model, not a curated record.